Molecule: messenger RNA, 4356 nt
Organism: Suricata suricatta (meerkat)
Lineage: Eukaryota; Metazoa; Chordata; Mammalia; Carnivora; Herpestidae
Gene: EPRS1
Product: glutamyl-prolyl-tRNA synthetase
Exons: 28
Coding region: 120-4139 (1339 amino acids)
Biological process (GO): prolyl-tRNA aminoacylation; glutamyl-tRNA aminoacylation; translation
Cellular component (GO): cytosol; methionyl glutamyl tRNA synthetase complex; cytoplasm
Molecular function (GO): ATP binding; proline-tRNA ligase activity; glutamate-tRNA ligase activity
Source: RefSeq, a predicted model, not a curated record
CCAAGGCUGCGGCAGCGUCAGGCACGCGCACACGUUGCAGCUUCUUGCUUUCGGCGGGUUAGGGGAGGUUCCGACGGCCAGGCAGGCGCACUGACAGGUAGAGCCGCAGACCGACGGAGAUGGCGACGCUCUGUCUGACCAUAAACGCCGGAGACCCUCCGCUGGGAGCUUUGCUGGCUGUUGAACAUGUGAAAGACAAUGUCAGCAUUUCUGUUGAAGAAGGGAAAGAGAAUAUUCUUCAUGUGUCUGAAAAUGUGGUGUUCACAGACAUAAAUUCCAUACUUCGCUACUUGGCUCGAGUUGCAACUACAGCUAGGCUCUAUGGCGCAAACCUGCUGGAACAUACUGAGAUUGAUCACUGGUUGGAGUUUAGUGCUACAAAAUUGUCUUCAUGUAAUUUGUUUACUUCUGCAAUCAACGAGCUCAAUCAUUGCCUGUCACUGAGAACAUACUUAGUUGGAAAUUCCUUGAGCUUAGCAGAUUUAUGCGUGUGGGCCACCCUAAAAGGAAAUCCGGUGUGGCAGGAGCAGUUGAAACAGAGCAAAGCCCCAGUGCACGUAAAACGCUGGUUUGGCUUCCUUGAAGCCCAGCAGGCCUUCCAGUCCGUAGGUACCAAGUGGACUGUUUCGACCUCCAAAGCUAAAGUGACAUCUGAGAAAAAGCAAGAUGUUGGGAAAUUUGUUGAGCUUCCAGGUGCUGAGAUGGGAAAGGUUACUGUCAGAUUUCCUCCCGAGGCUAGUGGUUACUUACACAUUGGGCAUGCAAAAGCUGCUCUUCUGAACCAGCACUACCAGGUUAACUUUAAAGGGAAACUGAUCAUGAGAUUUGAUGACACAAAUCCUGAAAAAGAAAAGGAAGAUUUUGAGAAGGUUAUCUUGGAGGAUGUUGCAAUGUUGCAUAUCAAACCAGAUCAAUUUACUUACACCUCAGAUCAUUUUGAAACUAUAAUGAAAUAUGCAGAGAAGCUAAUUCAGGAAGGGAAGGCUUAUGUGGAUGACACUCCUGCUGAGCAGAUGAAAGCAGAACGUGAGCAGAGGAUAGAAUCCAAGCACAGAGAAAACUCUGUUGAGAAGAAUCUACAGAUGUGGGAAGAAAUGAAAAAAGGGAGCCAGUUUGGUCAGUCCUGUUGUCUGAGAGCAAAGAUUGACAUGAGUAGUAACAAUGGCUGUAUGAGAGACCCAACGCUUUAUCGCUGUAAAAUUCAGCCGCAUCCAAGAACUGGAAAUAAGUACAAUGUGUAUCCAACAUACGACUUCGCCUGCCCCAUAGUGGACAGUAUUGAAGGUGUCACACACGCCCUGAGAACCACGGAAUACCACGACCGAGACGAACAGUUUUAUUGGAUUAUUGAAGCUUUAGGCAUAAGAAAGCCAUAUAUUUGGGAAUAUAGUCGACUAAAUCUCAACAACACAGUGCUCUCCAAGAGAAAACUCACAUGGUUUGUCAAUGAAGGCCUGGUAGACGGAUGGGAUGACCCCAGAUUUCCCACGGUCCGCGGUGUGCUCAGAAGAGGGAUGACUGUUGAGGGGCUGAAACAGUUUAUUGCUGCUCAGGGCUCUUCACGUUCAGUUGUGAACAUGGAAUGGGACAAAAUCUGGGCAUUUAAUAAAAAGGUGAUUGACCCGGUGGCUCCGCGGUAUGUCGCAUUACUGAAGAAGGAAGCGAUUCUGGUGAACGUCCCCGAGGCGCGGGAGGAGACGAAAGAAGUGGCCAAACACCCAAAGAAUCCUGAUGUUGGCUUGAAGCCGGUGUGGUAUAGUCCUAAAGUUUUCAUUGAAGGUGCUGAUGCAGAGACGUUAUCAGAGGGUGAGAUGGUUACCUUCAUAAAUUGGGGCAACAUCAACAUUACUAAAAUACACAAAAAUGCCGAUGGAAAAAUUGUAUCUCUUGAUGCGAAAUUGAAUUUGGAGAACAGAGACUAUAAGAAAACCACGAAGAUCACGUGGCUCGCGGAGACGGCUCACGCGCUUCCGAUCCCGGCAGUCUGUGUCACGUACGAGCACUUGAUCACGAAGCCAGUGCUAGGAAAAGAUGAGGACUUCAAGCAGUAUGUCAACAGGAACAGUAAGCACGAGGAACUAAUGCUGGGGGACCCCUGCCUUAAGGAUUUGAAGAAAGGAGACAUUAUACAGCUCCAGAGAAGAGGCUUCUUCAUAUGUGAUCAACCGUACGAACCUGUUAGCCCAUAUAGCUGCAAAGAAGCUCCAUGUGUUUUGAUAUACAUUCCAGAUGGGCAUACAAAGGAAAUGCCAACAUCUGGGUCAAAGGAAAAGACCAAGGUAGAAACCACAAAAAAUGAGCCAGCUGCUCCUCGUAAGGAGAGACCAGGUCCUCCUUUGGAUAAUACUCGUGCUACAUUUGAGGAUCCCUCGGUCCUUUACAAAAGAGUGGCCGCCCAAGGGGAUGUGGUUCGUGAAUUAAAAGCCAAGAAAGCAGCAAAGGAAGAUAUAGAUGCGGCUGUCAAACAGCUUUUGGCCUUGAAAGCUGAAUAUAAGGAGAAAACCGGCCAGGAGUACAAGCCUGGAAAUGCCGCCGCGGCCGCGCCGAAGGUUCCUUCCGUGCCCGCGGCAGGGCCUCUGGACAGAUCUCUGUAUGAUGAGGUUGCAGCCCAGGGAGAGGUGGUUCGUAAACUGAAGGCUGAAAAAGCCCCCAAGGCGAAAGUAAAUGAAGCGGUAGAAUGCUUACUCUCCCUGAAAGCUCAGUACAAGGAAAAAACCGGGAAGGACUACAUCCCUGGUCAGCCCCCAUCAUGUCCAAGUUCACAGUCCGGUCCUACCAACAGCUCUGAGCCUGUGGGUCCAGAAACCCCAGAAGCCAAAGUGCUCUUUGACAAAGUAGCUUCUCAAGGAGAGGUAGUUCGAAAACUUAAAGCUGAAAAAGCCUCUAAGGAUCAGGUGGAUGCGGCCGUCCAGGAACUCCUUCAGCUGAAGGCACAGUACAGAUCCCUAACAGGAGCCGAGUAUAAGCCUGUCUCUGCCACUGGGGCUGAGGACAAGGAUAAGAAAAAGAAAGAAAAAGAAAAUAAGUCUGAAAAGCAGAAUAAGCCUCAGAAACAAAGUGACGGCCCAAAGAAAGAGUCCUUUAAAAACCAAGGCAGUGGGCUGUCGUCCAGCGGAGCAGGAGAAGGGCAAGGGCCUAAGAAACAGACCAGAUUGGUGUUGCAGAUACUUGACUUAUAUGCUCAGGUAUAUGAAGAGCUCCUGGCGAUUCCUGUUGUAAAAGGCAGAAAGACUGAAAAGGAAAAAUUUGCCGGAGGAGACUAUACAACUACCGUAGAAGCUUUCAUAUCCGCUAGCGGGAGAGCCAUCCAGGGCGCAACAUCACAUCAUUUAGGGCAGAAUUUUUCCAAAAUGUUUGAAAUUAUUUUUGAAGAUCCAAAGACACCAGGAGAGAAGCAGUUUGCCUAUCAGAACUCCUGGGGCCUGACAACUCGAACUAUUGGUGUCAUGACCAUGGUUCAUGGGGACAACAUGGGCUUAGUAUUACCGCCCCGUGUAGCUUGUGUGCAGGUGGUGGUUAUUCCUUGUGGCAUUACAAAUGCACUUUCUGAAGAAGACAGAGAUGCUCUGAUUGCAAAAUGCAAGGAUUAUCGAAGGCGGUUACUCAGUGUUAAUAUUCGAGUUAGAGUUGAUCUGCGAGAUAACUAUUCUCCAGGUUGGAAAUUCAACCACUGGGAGCUCAAGGGAGUUCCGAUCAGACUUGAAGUUGGGCCUCGUGACAUGAAGAGCUGUCAGUUUGUAGCUGUCAGACGAGAUACUGGAGAAAAGCUGACACUUGCUGAUAAUGAGGCUGAGACUAAACUUCAAGCUAUUUUGGAAGACAUCCAUGUGAACCUUUUUACAAGGGCUUCUGAAGACCUUAAGACUCAUAUGGUCGUGGCUAAUACAAUGGAGGACUUUCAGAAGAUGCUAGAUUCUGGGAAGAUUGCUCAGAUUCCAUUCUGUGGAGAAAUUGACUGUGAAGACUGGAUCAAGAAGACCACUGCUAGGGAUCAAGAUCUCGAACCUGGGGCUCCGUCCAUGGGCGCUAAGAGCCUUUGCAUCCCCUUCCAGCCACUCUGUGAGCUGCAGCCGGGGGCCAGAUGCGUGUGUGGCAAGAACCCUGCCAAGUUCUAUACCUUGUUCGGUCGUAGUUACUAACGGAUAAGACACAGCUCCUCUCUCCAGCCCGCCUCACUUUUUAAAAAAUUGAUAUUAAUAUCCUCCUAGAUAUAGACAGUUUUAUGAUUUUUUAAAAUAAAAGUUCUAAUAGGAGGUCACAUGAGACACAGACACCUUAUUCUUAUGCCUAAAUUAACAGUGGGAAAAAGACUUUUCUGUAAACAACCCCAGUAAUAAAUAUCAUGAAUUAAUCAGU